GGUAGUGGGUGAGUGUGCGUUGAAAACAGUCGCCGAGUCGCAGACCACAGCUUGGUUCUGUGCUUCGACUUUUCUUGGUAUUGAGCCUACUCCCAAUUUGGAGGUGUUGUGGUUUUCUGGGUUGAGUCGGAGGAGUGGUUGCUAGAGAAUGUGUCAGUGAGAAUGACGACAUGAGCUCCGAGCUUAGACGUGGGUUGAGGCCGAAGAGAAGGAGUGGGUGAGCGAGAGAGAGAGAUAGGGAGUGGCGUUGAGAGGGCGUGUUUGAGACUGGGGUUUGUUGUUGUGGCGAUGGGGAGCAUGCGCGCGGUUGCAAGGAGGCAUGAGUUUGCGAAUGUUGCAGUAGCAGUGCUGCUCUGCGCCUUGCUUGUGCACGGUGCCGGUGCCGACAGUUCCCCUUGGUAUGUGGAUGCGGCCUUGAGGGCUGAUGCGGACGCGCUGCUGCAGUUCAAGGAGGGGUUGCAGGAUCCGAACGGCGUGUUGCGAAGCUGGAAUUAUCUGCAGACUCCGUGUUCAUGGCUCGGGGUGGAGUGUGCCCGCGUGGGGACCGACCACGUUACCCGCGUGGUAGGGUUGGAGCUCAAGGAGGCCAAGCUGAAGGGCCACAUCUCGUUCAAGCUUGGGGAUCUUUCCGAGCUCGAAGUGUUGAAUUUGAUGGGCAACGAGCUCGAAGGCUUCAUUCCGGUUGAGCUGGGCAAUUGCAGGCGACUCAUGUUGUUGGAUCUGCGAAAGAAUGACUUGGUUGGGUCCCUCCCUCCCGGUAUCCUCACCCUCUUGCCCAAUUUGUUGGAGUUGUCUGUCUCCGGAAACAAGCUUUCCGGUCGUCUCGACCGCUUGAUCGAGUUGCAUCUGGCUCCCGAGAACGCUCCAUGUGAUCAUUUGAAGCUCUUGGACUUGUCGCACAAUCGUCUCACGGGCAGCUUGCCGAGGCAGUUGCACGAGUGCUCGCAACUUGUGGAAGUUUAUCUUGGUUCCAACCUUCUUGUCGGUGGCAUUCCGGCUGAGUAUGGGAGACUUGUCAAUCUUGAAGUUCUGGAGGUCCAGAACAAUAUUUUGGAUAGACAACUUCCUCAAGAGCUGAAGAGCUGCACGAAGCUGCGGACUUUCAAUAUGGCCGACAAUUUCAUAGUGGGUGAAAUUCCGUCGUCUUUCGCGGAGCUUCGAGAGCUCCGAGAAUUUGAUGUAGCGAGAAAUAGGUUGUCUGGGCACAUCCCCCAAGGCAGGUGGGUGCGUGAAGCUCCCAAGUUUCGUGGGAACGACGGCUUGUGCGGUUCACCUUUACUGACUUGCAAAGAUGAAGACGUUCUUCAGGAGUUCAAAUCCCACGUGAACAGUCUUUUUUUCAAGGGGGGCGAAUUUGUCCGAGGCAGUGUCAGCAAGUAUUUUGAAAACACCUCUCAGCCACGAACGCAAGUUGGGGUGCGAAGGUCCUUGAAAGCUGCAUCAAAGAACCGCCGCAGCAAAGGCGCCCGAUGGGGGCUUGGAAUUGCGGCAGGAUUAGUCACUGGGGCGGUAGCCGCUGUCCUUCUCGCACUCAUAAUACGCGUUGUGGUGGCGUUUGCUUCGGGCACUGAGAAUCUCAAGAAGCCCAUAAUCUUCGAUAAGAAAAUCACGCCCCACAUGCUUGCUUUCCUCGACAAGGAGGACGCAUUAGCUGGCUGCCGUCUCCUUGGUGCAGGAGGAAACGGGAAGGUAUACCAAGUUCCUCUCCAGGAUGAUCUCGUCGUGGCAAUAAAAUGUGUCCGCAUCGCCUCGGACGAAGCUGAAGAGGGUUCAGACUCCAGCCAUGACGCGAAGCAGAUUCGUGCAGAGCUCGAAACCCUAGGCUUCAUCCGCCACCGAAAUUUGGUACGAUUGUUGGCAUACAUCUUCAAGGAGGACUCUCACUUGUUGGUGUACGAGUACAUGCCAGGGGGAAGUCUGCAAGAUGCGCUGCACCGGGUAGCUACUGGUAACUUGACACUGUCAUGGCCUGAACGCCAUCGCAUCUUAUGCGGUGUUGCUCAAGGGCUUGCGUAUCUCCACAAUGAGUCUCUCGGCAGCUCCAUCGUGCACCGUGACUUGAAACCCGCCAAUAUCUUGCUGGACGAAGGAUACGAAGCAAAGCUCGGUGACUUCGGCCUGGCAGCUGUCGUCCCCCUGAAGGCCACUCACGCCACCACUGAAGUGCUUGCUGGCACCAUCGGAUUCAUUGCACCAGAAUAUCAUCAAACGAUGAGGUACUCGCAAAAGAGUGACGUGUUUAGCUUCGGUGUCGUGAUUGCCCAACUCGUCACAGCUCGUAACCCAACCGACCAAUUCGUCGUGGAGAAUGGCGGUAGUAUUGGCCAAUGGCUCCACAAGUGUCUCCAAUCGAGCAAUGGAGUCGAAGCAAUCGAUCCCGCCUUGCAGGCGUCAGGGUACGAGACCGAGAUUCUCUUGGCUAUGAAGAUUGCCGUCUUCUGCACACACGUUGACCCUCAGCAACGCCCCAAGAGCAUUGAAGUGCUGAAAAUGCUCUUGCAGAUCCGAAAUCCCGACCCUGUUCCCGCAGAACGUAACUUAAGUCCCGACAUUGUCGAGAGUGACGUUAUGACCCUCCCAUCUAGUGAUUCUCUAAGAUUUCCAGUAUCCGGAGCAACGUCCCUGACUAGCAGCUAUUAAUCAGUCACAUCAACACUUGGAUCGCCUGUGAAGUGUAUCCAUGAGUAUGUCGCAUAACGUUUAAUCUCGUGCAACGCAUUUUUUUCCUGGAGUUGUCACACGCAGCGAGGUGUAAUUAGUGAAUUGAUCAGCGUCUUAUGUAAGUCGACGCAAUCAUCUAGCACCCUUUUUGUGCAUCACAAACCCUAAGUGAGGCUCUCUUCUCUGCCGCAGACAGAAGCUUAAUCUGGUGCAAUAUUACUUAUUCGCGCACCAGCGAAAGUAGAAUAGUUUAUGCUAAUCUGAAGCAGUUAUAAAUAUUUCCAUAUGAUGUACGAGGAUACAGUAAACGUGCAUCUGAUAUAUAGACAUUACAAUAGAGAGUGGGAAAAAAA
Molecule: messenger RNA, 3014 nt
Organism: Physcomitrium patens
Lineage: Eukaryota; Viridiplantae; Streptophyta; Bryopsida; Funariales; Funariaceae
Biological process (GO): protein phosphorylation
Molecular function (GO): ATP binding; receptor serine/threonine kinase binding; protein kinase activity
Source: RefSeq, a predicted model, not a curated record